Elephantulus edwardii (Cape elephant shrew) is the source of this 3177-nucleotide messenger RNA. RefSeq names its product histone deacetylase complex subunit SAP130-like. The transcript is spliced from 20 exons. Lineage: Eukaryota; Metazoa; Chordata; Mammalia; Macroscelidea; Macroscelididae. Gene Ontology annotation, cellular component: Sin3-type complex. The record is from RefSeq and is a predicted model, not a curated record. The coding region runs from base 1 to 3177 and encodes 1058 amino acids. Gene Ontology annotation, biological process: negative regulation of transcription by RNA polymerase II.
AUGAGUUCUCAGCAGUUUCCUCGUUUAGGAACUCCAUCUACUGGGUUGGGCCAACAACCUCCCUCACAGAUUUCAAACAGCGGUUCUUCAGGUCUGAUAAAUCCUUCUGUGACAGUCAAUGAUGAAUCUAGUCGAGAUACUGAUGUCACUACCAGGGAGCACCUGGGUUCCAGCAGUUCCCUCCAGUCUCGUGAAGAGAAGCAAGAACCUGUUGUGGUAAGACCCUAUCCACAGGUGCAGAUGUUGUCCACUCACCAUGCUGUUGCAUCGGGCACACCUGUCACUGUGACAGCCCCGCCAGCACAUCUGACGCCAGCAGUACCUCUGUCAUUUUCAGAGGGACUUAUGAAGCCACCCCUGAAGCCCACCAUACCUAGCCGUCCUAUUGCUCCAGCUCCACCUUCCUCCUUGUCACUUCCACCCAAGGCUCCAGGGCAGGUUACCGUGUCCAUGGAGAGUAGCAUCCCUCAAGCUUCAGCCAUUCCUGUGGCAACAAUCAGUGGACAACAGGGACAUCCCAGUAACCUGCAUCAUAUCAUGACCACAAAUGUACAGAUGUCCAUCAUCCGAAGCAGUGCUCCUGGUCCCCCCCUUCACAUAGGAGCUUCUCACUUACCUCGAGGCGCAGCUGCUGCAGCAGUAAUGUCCAGUUCUAAAGUAACCACAGUCUUGAGGCCGACUUCUCAGUUGCCAAAUGCUGCCACAGCGCAACCAGCAGUGCAACACAUCAUUCAUCAACCAAUCCAGUCCCGUCCACCUGUGACCACUUCUAACACCAUCCCUCCUGCUGUUGUAGCAACCGUCUCUGCCACCAGAGCUCAAUCUCCAGUCAUUAGUACAACAGCAGCACAUGCUCCUGACUCGGCACAUAGUCGGCCAACUCUGUCUAUCCAGCAUCCACCAUCAGCAGCAAUCAGUAUUCAGCGACCUGCCCAGUCAAGGGAUGUAACAACAAGAAUCACACUACCGUCUCACCCAGCGUUAGGGACACCAAAACAGCAGCUUCAUACCAUGGCUCAGAAAACCAUUUUCAGUACUGGCACACCAGUAGCUGCCGCAACAGUAGCCCCUAUUUUGGCAACCAACACUAUUCCUUCAGCUACCACAGCUGGAUCUGUGUCACACACACAAGCUCCUACGAGUACUAUUGUUACCAUGACAAUGCCUUCACAUUCAUCUCAUGCUACUGCCGUGACCACCUCAAACAUCCCUGUUGCUAAAGUGGUACCACAACAGAUUACACAUACUUCUCCUCGAAUCCAGCCUGAUUACCCUACAGAGAGGAGUAGCCUUAUUCCCAUUUCAGGACAUCGAGCGUCUCCAAAUCCCGUGGCCAUGGAAACACGAAAUGACAGUAGACCAUCUGUUCCAGUUCAGUUCCAGUACUUUUUGCCAACUUACCCACCAUCUGCAUACCCACUUGCUGCACAUACUUACACCCCCAUCACCAGUUCAGUGUCCACCAUCCGGCAGUAUCCAGUUUCAGCUCAGGCUCCAAACUCAGCCAUCACAGCUCAGACUGGUGUUGGGGUGGCUUCUACAGUACACCUCAAUCCCAUGCAGCUUAUGACAGUGGAUGCUUCUCAUGCGCGACAUAUCCAAGGGAUCCAACCAGCACCCAUCAGUGCACAGGGCAUUCAGCCAGCCCCUAUUGGAACACAGGGGAUACAGCCAGCCCCUAUUGGAACACAGGGAAUUCACUCAGCAACCCCAAUUAACACACAGGGACUGCAGUCUGCAUCCUUGGGGACUCAACAGCCUCCACCUGAAGGAAAAACGUCAGCAGUGGUUUUGGCAGAUGGAGCCACAAUUGUAGCCAACCCUCUUAGCAACACAUUCAGUGCUACUCCUGCAGCCACCACUGUGGUGCAGACCCACAGUCAGAGUGCCAGUACCAGUGCUCCAGCGCAGGGCUCAUCACCUCGACCAAGUAUCCUCCGGAAAAAGCCAACCACCGAUGGAAUGGCAGUUCGGAAAACCCUUAUUCCUCCUCAGCCUCCUGAAAUGACCAGUUCCAGAGUGGACAGCUCUUUGCGGAGCACAUCUGGAUCACCUAGACCUACAGGUGCCAAACCUAAAUCAGAAAUCCACGUAUCUAUGACCACUCCAGUUUCUGUGUCUGUGGAGACAGUUUCUAAUCAAAAUAAUGACCAGCCCACCAUUGCAGUCCCUCCCACUUUGCAGCAGCCCACACCAACCAUUCCAACAAUGAUUGCAGCAGCUAGUCCUCCAUCACAGCCAGUGGUCGCCCUCUCAACCCUUCCUGGAACUGUCCACAUCACUCCUCCUGUCACCACCAUUGCAGCUGCCCCACCACAGUCAGCAGCUGUGUGUGGCAAUCUCUCUUCUGCUCUGGGUCCACCUGUGCCAGAGAUAAAAGUGAAAGAAGAGGUAGAGCCAAUGGACAUCAUGAAGCCAGUUUCUGCAGUUCCUCCAUUGGCCACUAGCUCUGUGUCUCCAUCCCUUGCAUUGCUGGCUAACAACUUGUCCAUGGCUACAAGUGACCUGCCACCUGGUGCUUCCCCCAGGAAAAAGCCUCGAAAGCAGCAGCAUGUGAUUUCCACAGAGGAGGGUGACAUGAUGGAAGCAAACAGCACGGAUGAUGAGAAAACACCUUCCAAGAGUCUCGUGGUGAAGGCUGAGAAACGCAAGUCUCCUCCCAAAGAAUAUAUCGAUGAGGAAGGUGUGAGGUAUGUCCCAGUGCGUCCAAGACCUCCUAUUACUUUGCUGCGUCACUAUCGGAAUCCCUGGAAAGCUGCUUACCACCAUUUUCAGCGAUACAGUGAUGUCCGGGUCAAAGAAGAGAAAAAAGCUAUGCUGCAGGAGAUAGCUAAUCAAAAAGGAGUGUCCUGUCGUGCUCAAGGCUGGAAAGUCCACCUCUGUGCUGCCCAGUUGCUGCAGCUGACGAAUCUAGAGCAUGAUGUUUAUGAAAGACUAACCAAUUUACAAGAAGGAAUUAUCCCAAAGAAAAAAGCAGCAACUGAUGAUGAUCUGCACCGAAUAAAUGAGCUCAUACAGGGAAAUAUGCAGAGGUGUAAACUGGUAAUGGAUCAAAUCAGUGAAGCCAGAGACUCCAUGCUAAAAGUCUUAGAUCACAAAGACCGUGUCCUGAAGCUGCUAAACAAGAAUGGGACUGUUAAGAAAGUAUCCAAAUUGAAGCGGAAGGAAAAAGUCUAG